This is a messenger RNA of Spinacia oleracea (spinach), 414 nucleotides long. RefSeq lists its product as uncharacterized. The record is from RefSeq and is a predicted model, not a curated record. The transcript has 3 exons. Bases 1 to 414 code for a protein of 137 amino acids. Gene Ontology annotation, biological process: dUMP biosynthetic process; dUTP catabolic process. Gene Ontology annotation, molecular function: dUTP diphosphatase activity; magnesium ion binding. Lineage: Eukaryota; Viridiplantae; Streptophyta; Magnoliopsida; Caryophyllales; Amaranthaceae.
AUGGCACCAAAGGCUGAGAAAAAGCUCACCGAAAAGAAGAAGCCCGCGGAGGAGAAGAAGACCACCGCCGCCGCCGAGAAAGAUCCGACUGAGAAGAAGAAGAAGAAGAAGAAGAAGAAGGGAGGAGAAGAAGGCCUCCGCCGUCGCCGAGAAAGAGCUGCCGUCGAGAAAGAUCCGGCUGAGAAGAAAAAGAAGGGAGGAGAAGAAGGCUGCCGCCGCUGCCGACUGGCAUGGAAUCACUCCAUUGAUGUGGGAGCAGGAGUGAUAGAUGCAGAUUACAGAGGACCAGUGAAAAUAGGUGAUUGUAUUGCACAGUUGAUCAUUGAGAAGAUCAUAACUCCAGAUGUUUUCGAGGUUGAAGAUUUGGACUCUACUGUGAGGGGUGCUGGUGGGUUUGGUUCUACUGGUGUUUAA